This is a messenger RNA of Caretta caretta (loggerhead turtle), 1097 nucleotides long. RefSeq names its product FKBP prolyl isomerase 7 (gene FKBP7). Lineage: Eukaryota; Metazoa; Chordata; Testudines; Cheloniidae. Gene Ontology annotation, molecular function: calcium ion binding; peptidyl-prolyl cis-trans isomerase activity. The record is from RefSeq and is a predicted model, not a curated record.
AGUGGGCGGGCCGUAGCGCCCUGGCUGAGCCCACAGAGCGCAGCAGUGCCGCGUCUUGGAGGUUACGAUGGACACGCCCCAGUUAGUGUCAGCCUGACGUCGAACAAUGCCACGCAGCCAGGGUGGGGGGCGGGUGUCUCUUACUCCGGGGCUGCACUAAGAACCUGAGUCAGAACAAGGCUGCGAGGGAGCGUUUAGCAAGCAUGGCUUUCGGAGUCAAAUUAGUUUUUUUCUUACACGCUUUUUGUCUUCUUACGAUCCACACGCACGGACAAAAGAAAGAGGAUGCCACUGCAGAAGAAGUUAAAAUCGAAGUCUUACAUGUGCCCAAAGAAUGCAAGCCAAAGAGCAAGAAGGGGGAUCUGCUUAAUGCACAUUAUGAUGGCUACCUGGCCAGUGAUGGAUCCAAGUUUUAUUGCAGUCGGACACAAAAUGAAGGUCACCCAAAGUGGUUUGUUCUGGGUGUUGGACAAGUCAUAAAAGGAUUAGAUAUUGCUAUGACGGAUAUGUGUCCUGGAGAAAAACGGAAAGUGACAAUUGCACCAUCAUUAGCAUAUGGAAAGCAAGGCUAUGCACAAGGCAAGAUUCCACCUAAUGCAACAUUGAUAUUUGAGAUUGAACUGUAUGCAGUGAAUAAAGGACCACGCAGUGUUGAAGCAUUUACUCAAAUAGACAUGGACAGUGACAAGAAACUCUCUCGAGAUGAGAUAAGCCAUUAUUUGAAGGAGGAAUUUGAAAGAGAUGGUAAAAAACGUGAUGCAUCAGUUCACGAUUCUAUUUUAGCCGAUAUAUUUAAGAAUAAUGACCAUGAUGGAGAUGGCUUCAUAUCUGCAAGGGAGUACAAUGUCUAUCAGCAUGAUGAACUAUAGCAAAUUAUUUCUAAAAUCUCCUGGCUGCUUUCUUUACCCUAGAUUUAAAGAAUCUCUAAAAUGAACUUUCAUUUUGUCACAUGAUGCUUUACAUUUUUUUUAUGGUAAAUUUUUAUACCUUUUAAGAUGAGUGUUAAAAAUCUUACCAGUAACAUUUCAGUAAUAGACUAUGAUAUAUUUUACAAAAGAAAUAAAAUUAUAAAAAGGCAUAGUCUGUUUUACACAAUC